Messenger RNA from Naegleria fowleri, 1293 nucleotides. RefSeq lists its product as uncharacterized. Bases 1 to 1293 code for a protein of 430 amino acids. The record is from RefSeq and is a predicted model, not a curated record. The transcript is spliced from 2 exons. NCBI's taxonomy places the organism in Eukaryota, Heterolobosea, Eutetramitea, Acrasida, Naegleriidae.
AUGCCACGAAGAAGAAAUGAUCAUUGGUGUUCAUCGAAAAGGAUCAAACAACACAUGAAGGACAAAACAAACUCCAAAUCAAACGUGUUGAAAGAUCAAGAGGGUGAUGAUGUUGUUGGUAUUGACUCUCAAGGCUCACACUCGCCGUUCGAUCGUUUCAUUCAACUCAAACUUGGCUCUGUGACUCCAUUUUCCGACAAGGCCUCGACUGUGUUACCUCUCGUUUCGCAUCAUGUCAAAUGCCAAAUCACUUACCCUGUGAUCCAAGUCGUGUCGACCAUGACAUUCCAAAACGAUCAUUCAUCAAAAACCAUUGAAGCUCUUGUGGAUGCUGUACCUAUUGAAAAAGAAAAAGCAAAGCAAGUCUUUGAGAAUGAAGCGAGAGCUGAAAGAAAUGUAUCCAUUGUUGAGAAGGUCUCUCAAUCGAAUUGUUUUAAAACUCGAGUCAAUCCGUUGCCUUUCCAGGAAGAUAAGACCAUACAGGUGAAAUAUCAAAUCAUGUUGAAUGAAACUGCAACUUCUCUUCAAGAAAAGGAGGAAGGAAUCAUCAACAGUUGUGUAUUUAUUCCAAUGAGUUAUUUAAAUUUUGAAAAGCUUAGAGAGGACAGCAAGAUUGAAUUUUCUUUCAAUGAAUCUUCCUUUAAGAAUUUAAAAAGUGAAAUUUAUUUGGAAACUUUGCACAACAACAAUACUGAUACUUCUCAUCAAGACGGACAUGAUCAUGACGCAACCAUGCAUGAUACGAUAUCCUCUCAAUUAAUUUGGAGCAACAAUAAGUUCAAUUAUUCUUCAUCACACCCACACACAGAUUAUCAUUUCGAACUCAAGAAAUCCGAUCUGAAUGAACACAUAACAGGAUUCACCCUCAAUAUUUCACAAAAAACAGAAAGCACUCGAGAUAUACAAUUUGCGGAGAAAGAUGGGUACUUUAUGACUAGUAUUCAUGUUCCUUCUCCUCCUACAGAAAUUAUUUCAAAUGAAAAUUCAGAACAGCCUGGAAAAAAGAUUCAAAUUCUUUGGGAUUGUUCAUUAAGCCAGGGAAAACAACAUGUGACUAUUUGUAAGCUAUUGAGGAAAAUUCUUGAAAAAGUAGAACCCUCGUGUAUUGUAUUCACAUGUUUCAGUAAUGCUGUCGUGAGCAAUCAUGAAUUUUCAAAUGGUUUUGGUUUUUCAAAGUUGGAACUAUUUUUAACACAACAAGAAUUAACUUAUGAUGGAGGAUCCAAUUUAUUGCUGUUGGAUAGAGGAAUGAUUGACGAAAGUGUACACUAUUGCAUUAUGUUUACGAAUUGA